Messenger RNA from Lepus europaeus (European hare), 3092 nucleotides. RefSeq names its product endogenous retrovirus group K member 113 Env polyprotein-like. The transcript has 2 exons. Gene Ontology annotation, molecular function: structural molecule activity. Bases 68 to 2110 code for a protein of 680 amino acids. Lineage: Eukaryota; Metazoa; Chordata; Mammalia; Lagomorpha; Leporidae. The record is from RefSeq and is a predicted model, not a curated record.
CUUCAGAGCAAGGACGACUCUUACCAAGGGACUGCAGCCCUGCCAGUAAAGGCUCACUGGUUAAGUAAUGCUGACGUCCCGAUCUGGAUCCCGGAUCGCCUUAUCCGGCCAGCUCUUGGGACAGCGCCGCGGGAAGCGACGCUGGAAGAAGAACAAGAAGCAGACAGUCAACAAGCUGAAGAAGCUGAAGAUAACAUCAGCCGAGAAGGAAAUCACGUGGACAAAGAUCAAGAACCUCAUUCGCGCAGCGAAGGCGUUGUUACAUGAACAAGGGAGACCCCUUUCUGCCCCCUAUUAUUUUUUGGCCUUUUUAGCCUUAGUCUCGGCACCGAUGGGGGAAGUGGAGGGGAUUUCCUAUUGGGCCUAUGUACCAAAUCCUCCAAUUAUUCAGCCAGUGGGAUGGUUAGACAGAGAGCCUAUUAAAGUGCUAACUAAUGAUUCUGUAAGAAUGGGAGGAGCUCAAGGUUCUGAUGAAAGAUAUUCCACCUCUUCAUUAAUAACCUUUGAGGGAAGAGCAGAUUCUCUGCCCAUUUGCCUGUCACUUAAGGGGGAACCACCAUCGGGCUGUCUUCCCACCUCAUACAGAACUUUUCUAGCAGAUGGACCAGAUAAGACGAGCUCAAUAGAAAGUGGAAUAUCUGGUGGUAAGAAACGGGAACAGAAGCGAUGGAUGUGGGAAAGGCAACUGCAGGUAGUAGGGCAAGCACUUUAUAAUGAUAAUUGUACAGUCAUUCCUGCUGUGUCUAUGCCCACAACACCAUGUGAGCUUAAAUUUCCUACUUCCAAAUCAGAUGAAUUGUGGGAUUCUUCUUUAACAAAAAAUCCAACAUGGCUGUCAUGUGGUUUUCAUAAUUCGGCUACAUUUUAUGAUCCUGACAAUUUAGGACUAAGAAUUUGGGAUUUUUCUAAUUCUAUAUGUAAACGCAGCUGGAAUCUGGAACAUUACAUUAAUGCUGUGGAUAGAUUUCAUGGAUAUCGAUAUGAAAGACAUGGGGAACCUUUAAGGCGAUGGUUUUCUCCAGGAUAUGUGGAACCUAUUUUAUAUGCCAGAAAAGGGAAUAAAAUUAGGAAGCAUUUAGAUUUGUUUAGACUGUCUGCGGCUGCUAAUAUGAUUCUUGAGAAGCGUCCAAAUCAGACAAAAUCAGAACCUAUCAGUGUCAAAGCUUGUGUUGCUUAUCCAAAUGCUCUUUUGUUGGUUCCUCCUACUGGUUCUUUAAAUAUUAGUGCAGAACGGCAAUCAUAUAGAUUAUUAUGUUAUCAAUGCGUGUUAACAAAUUGUAUAGGGUCCACAGUGCAGAAAAAGUAUUAUGCUAUGCUAAUAGUGCGCCGACCUCCCUUUAUAAUGUUGCCAGUAGAAUUAGGAAAAAAUGCAUGGUAUGAUAAUUCUGCUUUGCAAGUACUUGAUAUGUUAUCUGAAUUGUUAAGGCCAAAAAGAUUUGUUACUUCAUUGAUACUAGGAAUAACUGCUUUAAUUUCUAUUGUUACUACAUUUGCUGUGGCUACUACUGCAUUAGAGAACGGAAUUCAGACUGCUCAUUAUGUAAAUACAUUAAACGGGAAUAUUACAAUGGCUUUAUUAAGACAAGAAGCAAUUGAUCAAAAAUUGGAAGCUAAAAUCAAUGUGUUGGAGGAAGUGGUCCUCGCUUUAGGACAAGAUAUUGCUAACUUGAAGACAAUGUUCUCUGCACGCUGUCAUAGUAGUUUUAAAUCAAUUUGUGUAACACCAUUGUUGUAUAAUACUUCACAACCUUGGGAGAAAGUGAAAGCACAUGUGCAGGGCGUGUGGCAUGAUAAUGAUAUUACACAUGACCUACAUGCUUUGCAAAAGGAAAUAGCGGUAGUAAGCCAGUCUAGAUUGCAACUAGGGGAUUUAAAUGAAUUAGCAGAAAGUAUAGGAUCGGGAAUAAAGGCUCUAAAUCCUAUCAAUUGGAAAAACUACUUAAUUUAUAUAGGAGUUUUAGCUGCAAUAGUAUUGGUGGUGAUUUUAUUGUUUCCUGGAGUGUUUAAAUGUAUACUCACUUCAUUGCGGGAUGUGCAGCAGGAAGUUUUCGAGCUUCGUCUUAAAAACAAAGGGGGAAUUGCUACACCCACAGCUGUCCCAUCUGCGUAGCAAAACUGCUGCCAUGUUGGGACCCUCAGGCUGGAGGGGUGGGGUCAGUGCUCCGCGGAGUGAAGCCCCAGGCGGUUCCCAUGCAGUCAGCGGUCGUCAUGGCCCCUGGCGGCUAGAAAGGCACGAAACUGCCAGCUUGGCUCAGAGAACUUUCCUUGCUGUUGCUUUUGUUUAAUUUUAGCAGUGCUUUUUCAUUGUGCUAUGUGCAGUCAAGUGGGGUACAGGUGGGACACCAGGAUUCAAUAAACUUUACCUCCGGGAACAUAUCCUUGUGGGCACCGCUAUUCAUCCAGGCUGUGCACAAUGCAGCCUGGGCAUUGACCUCAAAUAACACUCUGGGAACAUUGCUCGAUCCCACGGAGCAGCUGGAGCUGCUUAGCUUUGAUGAAGGAGAUGGCACGGCAGAAGCCCACUUGGAGAUGUUGUUAGGAAAUGUGCACGCCCAAAAAAGAUUCCAAAAGAGAGCAAGAAUUAGCAAAGAUUCCCAAGAGAAUUUUGCCAAAAGGAUAUGAACAAUAUCUAAUUAGUGGGCGGUGGUGGACUCGUCCUCAGUGGGCCCCGCAAGCGGGAAAAUAUUUACCCCCUCUAGUUAUUAUUCAGGUAGCGAAUUAGUGCGUGUGAGAGGAGGUUGAGAUAAAAUGAUCAAGAAAUUUAUAAAAGAAAAAUUGUCUUUAAGUUAAGAAAUGAACUCUCUGUGACCUUUCAUGAAAGUGCAGAUAUGUUUCUCACGGCACAUGUAGAUUGAAAAACCGAAACCACUAUUGUCUCACAUGUGAGUUAGAAUGUCCUGCUGAUUAAUGAUUGUAAGCGUAAUUUCUUUGCCUGGAAGCCUGUAUUUGCUUUGCCAAGUUCCGUGUAAAAGCGGAAUAAAAGCUUAUGCUUUGCAGCAAAUAAACGCAGCAGCAUACUCAUACAAUUUGGGUGUCUGUCUGUCAUUCCCCCCGUCGAUUCUUGCUCUCCUGAACACCUUCGCCCUCGUUCU